Molecule: messenger RNA, 1636 nt
Organism: Osmia lignaria (orchard mason bee)
Lineage: Eukaryota; Metazoa; Arthropoda; Insecta; Hymenoptera; Megachilidae
Product: upstream stimulatory factor 1
Biological process (GO): regulation of transcription by RNA polymerase II
Molecular function (GO): RNA polymerase II cis-regulatory region sequence-specific DNA binding; DNA-binding transcription factor activity, RNA polymerase II-specific; protein dimerization activity
Source: RefSeq, a predicted model, not a curated record
UAAUCACAGAUUGCCAUCUUGUGCACCACAUGACCUCGUUGCCGUGUCCCGUGACCAGCUCACGUGAAUUUUGACAAAUUCAAACGUUUUUGGUAGAAAAAAAUGGAUAUUUUGGAGCAGCCCCUCGAACAACAGGAUGUCAGGUAGUGUUUAUGUUAAAUAUCGACUGGCUGAUAAUGCGAACACCUAUCCCUCCUGUUUCGCUCGAGGUCUCCUCAAGGUCAUCACGUAGUGCACAGUGCGCACUUACAAGACUUAGGACAACGGUCGUGGAACACUGUUAACGCGAAGGAUGACGGCGGCACGGGAAUUGUUAUUGAAGAAGCAGAAAUCGUUGAUUGCGAAGGGGAAACUGUUGGAGAAGAUGGGAUGCGCUAUCAAGAGACUCUAGCAUAUAGAGUGGUUCAAGUAAAUGGCACUACUGCUGGCAAUGAAAUAGAACUACCAGUUACCCAACCAGGGAAUAAUACUGUACAGGUCCUAACAUCCCCAUUAAAUGGCCAGUUUUAUGUUAUUGGAAAUGCUAAUGAUGUUUUCACCACUGCACAAACUUCUAGAUCGUUGGUUCCUAGAACUACUACUCUACAAAUAGAGACACCAAGAAAUUGUACCACCGUAUUGAAAAAGAGGGACGAUAGAAGAAGAGCAACUCACAAUGAAGUUGAACGCAGACGAAGAGAUAAAAUAAAUAAUUGGAUUGCAAAGUUAGGAAAAAUUAUCCCUGAAUGCAAUACUAGUGCAAAUGGUAAUGGUAGCGGCAGUGGUGAAGGCAAAGCAAAUUAUGAAACUCAGAGUAAAGGAGGAAUUUUAGCAAAGGCUUGUGAAUACAUAGGAGAAUUACGAGCUGCUAAUCAGGGAUUGGGGCAAUGCUUGCGCGACAAUGAAAAAUUACGGCAAGAAAUAACUGCAUUAAAGCAAUUAGUUGCGCAAUUGAAACGUGAGAAUCUUCAACUAAGGUCACAGAUAUCAUCCUCCUCCGCAGGAACCAAUGUCGAUGUCGUUCACUUGAGCCCUUAAAAAAAUCUUUAAUUUAUAACACAGUGCUUCUUUUGUAAAUAUUAGGAUAUGUAAACUGACUUCACUGUCAGAAGAAGUAUUUACUCUGAUAUUCGUCAUAUUUGAAUUACAUUUUCGAAAGUAAAUCGCGUGGUCGUACUGGUAUAGUCAUAACUACUGCACGUAUGUAUAUUUUUAUAUUCUGUUAAUAUUCUAAUCGUGUUAAACAGAGCGUGAUUUAUUUUACAUCAAAAUUAUACUUCGCUUUGGACGAAAUCGGAAUUCUUUCCACGUAAUUUAAUGAAUUAUUAUAUUUAUAUAAUUUAUAACUAGUUAUGACUAUUCCUCGCAGGACCUAUUAAAAAAUAUUUUCUUUCAAUGUGUGCAUAUGCAUUGGAUCGAAUUACCUCGUGUACGUGAACGAGCCAAGGCUGUGAAUAUUGAACAUUGAUUUGAAAUUUCUUGAACAUACAAUUUUAGGCAGCAUAGCCGAAGUUGAUUUAAAAGAAAAAUUUUUGUUGCAAUACGAAAAAAAAAUUGCGAUGCAUAAUACGGUGACUGAAUCUUUACAGAGAUCGUUAAAUAUUUUUUAUUUUUAAUACUGUUUUCACAAGUGUAGAGUAGGUACUUCAUAAAAUGA